AUGAAACUAACACCCCUCCCCUUCCCCCUCGCCCUUAACAUCGGCACCGACAUCGUCCAUCUCCCGCGAAUAACCCGCCUGAUCAACCGCCCAGGAGGCUACCUCACCCGCUUCACGCGCCGCAUCCUCUCCGAGCAGGAAGAGCGCGACUUCCGCACCCGAUUCUCUCUCCCACCAGUUGGCUCGCCCACUCGGCAGCGAAACAAGGAUAUAGAGGCCAAAGCUACAGUUACAUCCGAAAUGGCGCGGUGGCUUGCUGGGCGGUUCGCGGCGAAGGAAGCGGGCAGGAAGGCCGCGAGGGGCGGUGCGAAGGCUGUGGGGUGGAAGGAUGUCGUUGUGAGAGUAUCUGAUGGUGCUGCCGAGGGGAGACCGGACAUUGUUCUUUUUGAUGAUAGUGAGGAUGGAGGAAGGGGGCGGAUUGGGCGGUUAUCGAUCUCGCAUGAUGGGGAGUAUGUGGUUGCGACUGUGCUUGCGGCGGGUUGA
Aspergillus mulundensis is the source of this 483-nucleotide messenger RNA. RefSeq names its product holo-ACP synthase. The transcript has a single exon. The coding region runs from base 1 to 483 and encodes 160 amino acids. Gene Ontology annotation, molecular function: magnesium ion binding; holo-[acyl-carrier-protein] synthase activity. NCBI's taxonomy places the organism in Eukaryota, Fungi, Ascomycota, Eurotiomycetes, Eurotiales, Aspergillaceae. The record is from RefSeq and is a predicted model, not a curated record. Gene Ontology annotation, biological process: fatty acid biosynthetic process.